Capsicum annuum is the source of this 1013-nucleotide messenger RNA. RefSeq names its product ADP-ribosylation factor-like protein 8c. The transcript is spliced from 6 exons. The coding region runs from base 263 to 817 and encodes 184 amino acids. Gene Ontology annotation, molecular function: GTPase activity; GTP binding. Gene Ontology annotation, biological process: protein transport. Lineage: Eukaryota; Viridiplantae; Streptophyta; Magnoliopsida; Solanales; Solanaceae. The record is from RefSeq and is a predicted model, not a curated record.
ACUAAUUUUAAUGAGCUUAGAUAACUUUAUUAAUUAGGAAACUCGAAAAAGUAUGUCAUACUAUAAUGUCUGCUGCAAGUACUAACGUUACAUUCUGUCCUUUUUUCCACUCGGCGAAGUUUCCUAUAUUUUCUUUCCUUCUUUUCUCUUCCUUCCUAUACACUACUUGUCACACAAAAAUAAAUAAAUAAAAAAAAUUCCCUUCAUUCAUAUAUUUUCAGUUAAUUCUGCCAAAGUUGUAAUCUUUUUCACUUCACUGAAUAUGGGUCUUUGGGAUUCCUUCCUCAACUGGCUUCGUAGCCUAUUUUUUAAACAGGAAAUGGAACUUUCGCUGGUAGGCCUUCAAAAUGCGGGGAAGACAUCGCUCGUCAAUGCUAUUGCUACUGGAGGCUACAGCGAAGACAUGAUUCCAACGGUUGGAUUUAAUAUGCGGAAAGUUACAAAAGGAAAUGUGACCAUAAAACUCUGGGACCUUGGAGGCCAAAGGAGAUUUCGCACUAUGUGGGAGCGCUAUUGUCGGGGUGUCUCUGCAAUAUUGUAUGUUGUUGAUGCUGCUGAUAGAGACAGUAUACCUAUAACCAGAACCGAGUUGCAUGAGCUUUUGAAGAAACCUUCAUUAACUGGGAUUCCUUUGCUUAUCUUGGGAAACAAAAUCGAUAAAUCAGAAGCUCUUUCACAGCAAUCCUUGGUCGAUCAAUUAGGUCUUGAUUCAAUAACGGAUAGAGAAGUCUGCUGCUACAUGAUCUCGUGCAAGGAUUCUGUAAAUAUCGAUGCUGUUAUCGAUUGGCUAAUCAAGCACUCAAAGACCGCGAAAUGAAGAGCGGUUCCUGGGUUCUUGACGCGCCUCGUGGAGGGUAUAGUGAUCUGGAAAAUAGUAAUAUGCUCUUUGAGGGUCUUGAAAUGAUGUUGUUAAUAUAUUUUCUGGCUGAUCUUUCUUUUGUUUGUUCUUUAUUUACAAUUCUGUUUUGUUAUAAGUGCUUGAACAAUCAUAAUAAUACAUCUUUCAUUUUGAA